AUGAAUAGUCAAAGAAUGACAGAUUGGUUUCAAAAUAAAGUAGUUUUCAUAAAAAAUUAUACUAUUGAUCAAAAACAAAGUAUAUCAUCUGACAAAUCUCAAAUAAAUUUAAUAAAAGAAAUCUUUCUUGUUGUUGAUGAUGAUGAUGAUGAUGAUGAUGAAAUGAAACAAGAAGAAAUAAUUAUUUUAUUUAAUUCUGAUUAUAUUUUUUCUAAAAAUAUAACUAUUAUCUUUUUAUUUCUAGCUGAACAAUUAAAUUAUUUAAUAAAUCAACUAAUUAUUAUCUCAGAAGAAAUUCGAAAGAAUCGAUUGUUACGUUGUGAAUAUACUAAAGAAUUUAAAGAAAAAAUUAACAAUCCAAGUGAAAUGAAAAGAAAAUAUGAUAUGAACGAAGUACUUGAUCGAAUUUAUAAUUAUUGCAAACACAUAAAUAUGAAGAAAAAACAAAGAAAAGAAUUGAAAGCAAUUAUUACUCUUAUUCGACAUCCUGCUCAUAAAAUAUAUAAAAUAGGUACAAAUUUAAUUGAUAAAAUCCUAUCAGAUUUUUGUUGUAUCGGUGAUCAAUGUAUAAUUAUGCCAAAUCGAACAUAUGUUCAAAUUAAAAGAAUUUAUUAUAAUAAUCCUCAAACUGAUUUUUGUAUUUGUGGUCAAUAUGUUCAAGUUAAAUUAACAAAUGUUAAACAAAAUAUCUCACCUGGAUUUAUUUUAUGUAAUGCUGAAAAUAAAACACAUGGAAUAAGUCGAGUUUUUGAUGCACAAGUUGCUAAAAUUCAUUGUAUAUCAAUUAUAUGUCCAGGUUUUUUGACUGUUCUUCACAUUCAUUCAGCUAUUACUGAACAAAAUCAACUAGUGAAAGGAAGAUUUGAAUUAUUACAACGUAAUCAUGUUAUAUGGAUCGAAGGAUUUAAAGAUUGUCAUCAAUUUGUUAAAUUCACACUUCGUUAUGAUGGUGAAACUGUUGCUGUUGGAAACAUUCUACAAAUCAUUGAAUGA
Messenger RNA from Rotaria sp. Silwood1, 993 nucleotides. The record is from the annotation of a GenBank genome assembly. Lineage: Eukaryota; Metazoa; Rotifera; Eurotatoria; Philodinida; Philodinidae.